Messenger RNA from Bursaphelenchus xylophilus (pine wood nematode), 2008 nucleotides. The record is from the annotation of a GenBank genome assembly. NCBI's taxonomy places the organism in Eukaryota, Metazoa, Nematoda, Chromadorea, Rhabditida, Aphelenchoididae.
AUGCAAGUGCAUCAUCAAGAACAAUCUUGUUUCGAAUUCGGCGCCGAAUUUAUGAGUCCUGGAAGUCAGUUGGUCGGCCAACAAGUCGUCUCCUCGGCCGACCUUCACACGGCAAACUUGCUUGCGCCGUUCCACGUUGAUGAACACGCCGUUCUGCAGCCCCCUCUUCACGUUCAACAACACACUCCACAUUCGACGGCCGCCGCCGUUGCCGCGGCUUUAUUGGCCGCGAAUUGUUACGAGAGUGUGAUCCCGGGAAGGAAUGGGGUGGAGAAUGUGCCCGUAGAUAUUCAUGGAUAUGACCAUUCGAAUGGAUAUUAUAGCGGUGAGAAUCUUUGUUUCCGAAUAGUGAGCCGAAUCUUGAAUAAUCAGAUGAGUAAUAUAUGACAUGCUUAUGUUUCUUCAUUUCAACGUCAAAUUCCCUCUUUCGCAGACCUCGUUUUGUAUAACAAUAUAAGAUUUUUUCAAGAAAUGUCUUCUAAAUGCUGUCUUUUUUAGUCUCGGACCCCUGCACUAGUGUCCCCUUAUCCCAGCCGAAUGUUUUUUGCCAGCCAUUGACGAUAUCGACCUGUACUAACUCCUUGGAUCCCAUAAAUGAACCUUCAAUUGUGUUCCCGGAGAUAAAACAAGAAGAUAAAUCAUGGUCUUUAUGCGGAGAAUGCAUGGAGCCGAUCAAAGAGAGAUAUCUGCUGAAUGUAAACAGCCAAAACUACCACAAUCAUUGCCUGCGAUGUUCAAAUUGUACAACCAAGCUGGAGGAUAUGCCUAGUUGUUUUGUGAAACACGGGAGUAUCUUCUGCAAGCAAUGUUACGGGCAGUAAGUCGACUUUAUAUCAUAUUGUUCAUAAGGGUGACUGUUGGAGAUACGACCGACAAAAUUUAUGUAAAUUUGGCACAACCGCGCUUUGUAGGUCAUAUUUCAAUGGCAACAAUUUCUAGGUGGCGCUUUGCAAGAACCGCUGAAACUAAGAAACCCAAAGAUUUGUGCAAGCACAUAAAGGCGACUUUUUUCCUGAAAGCUUUUUAUUUCGGUUGGAAAAGUCAACUCUUGCUGACCGUUAUUUGUCGCGUGAUUACCUAUACCAGCUAUUCUAACUCUGCAAAGCCUUCAAUCCCCCACUUCUCUACCAACUUUCGUAAUGCUUUUGGUAUCUUAACCUUAGCUACAGUAAUCCAUUUGUCAUCAAAAACCAGUUGGCCAAGAAUUCUCAAAAAGAGCCACUAAUGAAGCGAUUUAGACUUCUUUUAAGUUUUUUUUGCCAAUUCUGAAUAGCGUCUAAUUCCCUGAGGGCAUUCCAACGAACGAUCGUUUUCAGAAAAUUCCAAACAAAAUGUGCUCACUGCGACCGCCAAAUCCAACCGACCGACUGGGUGCGUCGCGCCCGGAACUACGUCUUCCAUUUGGCCUGCUUUUCUUGUACUCAUUGCAAACGACAGCUAAGCACCGGGGAACAGUUCAGUUUGCAGGAGAACCGUUUACUGUGUAAACAACAUUAUUUGGAGCUGGUGCAAGGCGAGGAUUGUAAGUAUCUUUGCAUUACUACACUUCAAGCUUCAUAUCAUUUUGUGUUAAGGCAGUAUAAAUAUCUUUACUUCUUUUUUAGCCCAAUCAAAGCAAAAAACAAAACGAGUUCGCACAACCUUUGCCGAAGAACAGCUCGCAAUUCUAAAUGCUCACUUCCAAAUGGACUGCAACCCCGAUGGAGGAGAUCUGGAGCGAAUUGCCGCCCUGACUGGACUAUCCAAGAGAGUAACGCAAGUAUGGUUUCAAGUGAGUUUUAUUAACCGUAUCUACCUACUAUAACAUCGAAAAUUUAGAAGAAUGACACCCAAGUCCUUUUUUCAGAACUCCCGUGCUCGUCAAAAGAAGAGCAACGGCCCGCGAAAGAAGAUCACCGCAAACGGAUCAGUCCACGCGACAAGUUCAGCAAGCGGCCGAUCCAGUCGCGCAACAUCCCAUUCUAAUUUAUCUCCAGCACCGAAAACCCCAGAAGACCAACAGCAGUGA